Fraxinus pennsylvanica is the source of this 456-nucleotide messenger RNA. The record is from the annotation of a GenBank genome assembly. Lineage: Eukaryota; Viridiplantae; Streptophyta; Magnoliopsida; Lamiales; Oleaceae.
AUGAAAGGAGCUAGAUCAAAGCCUGCAACCAGGAAGGCUGACAGCAAGCUAUCUGUGAAAAAAGGUGCAGCAGCUGGGAAGAAGGCGGCACCGAAGGGGAAGCCUGCCAAGGACCCAAACAAGCCAAAGAGGCCCGCUAGUGCCUUCUUCGUUUUCAUGGAGGACUUCAGGAAACAGUACAAAGAGAAGCACCCCAAUAACAAAUCGGUGGCCGUUGUUGGAAAAGCUGGCGGUGACAAGUGGAAAUCCAUGUCAGAAGCCGAAAAAGCUCCCUAUGUCUCCAAGGCCGAAAAAAGGAAGGUCGAAUACGAAAAAACCCUCCAGGAUUACAACAAAAAAAUGGCUGAAGGAGCUGAUGCUGAAGAAGAGGAAUCUGACAAGUCGAAAUCCGAAGUGAAUGACGAGGACGAGGAAGGAAGCGGAGAUGAAGGGGACGAAGACGAUGAUGACGAGUAG